Messenger RNA from Nerophis lumbriciformis (worm pipefish), 1677 nucleotides. NCBI's taxonomy places the organism in Eukaryota, Metazoa, Chordata, Actinopteri, Syngnathiformes, Syngnathidae. The record is from RefSeq and is a predicted model, not a curated record.
AUGGUCUCACUUCAGUCGCCGUCUCUGGCGCACAUGUCGCGCGCGCAGGUUGUGAUGGUGGCGUGCGGCGCGGGCUUCGCUUUCCUCGCUGUGCUGCUGCUCCGUCAGCUCGUCAAACAGAGGAGACCCCCGGGAUUCCCCCCCGGGCCAUCUCCCAUCCCUGUCAUUGGGAACAUUAUGUCUCUGGUUACCGAGCCGCACGUUUUCCUCAAGAAGCAGAGUGAAGUUCACGGACAGAUUUUCAGUCUGGACCUCGGCGGCAUCUUGACAGUGGUGCUGAACGGCUACGACUGUGUCAGGGAAUGCCUUUAUCAUCAGAGCGAAGUGUUCGCUGACCGGCCGUCCUUGCCACUCUUCAUGAAGAUGACCAAAAUGGGAGGUCUUCUCAACUGCAAAUAUGGCAAAAGCUGGAUUGAACACCGCAAAUUGGCGUGCAACUCCUUCAGGUACUUUGGCAGCAGUCAGAGGCUUUUCGAAAGAAAGAUCUCAGAGGAGUGCAUGUUCUUUGUCGACGCCAUUGACGAGCACAAGGGCAAGGCUUUCAACCCCAAACACUUGGUGACCAACGCCGUGUCCAACAUCACCAACCUGAUAAUCUUUGGACAGCGCUUCACGUACGACGACAGCAAUUUCCAACACAUGAUCGAGAUCUUUAGCGAGAACGUGGAGCUGGCGGUGAGCAGCUGGGCUUUCCUGUACAAUGCCUUUCCAUGGAUCGAGUACGUGCCCUUCGGGAAGCAUCAGAAGCUCUUUCGCAAUGCCGCCGAGGUGUACGACUUCCUACUGCGGGUCAUAGAAGGUUUUUCCCAAGGCCGAGUGCCGCACGUGCCGCGGCACUACGUCGACGCCUACUUGGACGAGUUGGAGCAGAACUCGGGAAAAGCCGGCUCAUCCUUCUCGUACGAGAACCUCAUCUACUCAGUGGGGGAGCUCAUUAUUGCUGGCACAGAGACCACAACCAACACUUUGCGUUGGGCCAUGCUCUACAUGGCCCUCUAUCCCAAUAUACAAGAAAGGGCGCACAAAGAGAUCGACAGCGUGUUGGCGAACGGCCGAGCACCGACUUUAGAGGACAAACAGAAGAUGCCCUUCGUGGAAGCUGUCUUGCACGAAAUCCUGCGUUUCUGCAACAUUGUCCCACUGGGCAUUUUUCGCGCUACCUCCCAGGAGGCGCACGUCAACGGCUUCACCAUUCCCAAAGGCACCAUGGUGAUUACCAACCUAUAUUCGGUGCACUUUGAUGAGAAGUACUGGACGGACCCGGGCGUGUUCUCACCGCAGAGAUUCCUGGACAGUAACGGCAACUUUGUGAGACGGGAAGCCUUCCUGCCGUUCUCAUUGGGGAGGCGUCACUGUCUUGGCGAGCAACUGGCCAGAAUGGAGAUGUUUCUCUUUUUCACCACUUUGCUCCAGAGGUUCCACCUUCAGUUCCCUCCAGGAAGCGUUCCCACCGUCGCACCCAAAUUAGGCAUGACCUUGCAACCCAAGCCUUACUCCAUCUGCGCCAUCCGCAGACAGCACAAAGACACUCCUUAUCGCAACCCUUCCUUCUCAGGGCAGCGUCAGGUCAGACAAACGAAAGCCAUGGUUGGAGCUGCGGGCGCAAAUGACUUUCCAAGAACAUUCCGCACACUGCACGGAGCUGGACACGAGCCAGUUUUACAUCAUCUGGACUGA